UCAUGGCACUAUCCCUGAGGCAUACUGCACUGACUACGACAACAGAUUCGCCAUGAAAGAGACCCACCUUUUCAACUGACGACAUCAACCUAGACAAGCACAAAUUCGAGCGCUUUCUGCACCCGGGAAGGUUCGCGGUGGCUUCCAUAUUCGCCCCGACGCUCUUCCCGCCCCUCCCCCUCUUGGUUUUCGCCGACCCGUCUGCUGCGUCCAAUCAGCAUGCAGAAGAGGGUGUGGGAGGAGGGAGUGUGGGAGGGAGUGUAGUAGGAGGGAGUGUGGUGGGGGAAGGGGAGGAGCUACAGCUGGCAGCGACGGGGGCUUUAAGAGGGCCGGACCCCGAUCGGAUCAUUCUGAAGAAGAUUGUUUUGUCCGGCUACCCCGUGUCAGUGAUGAAGCGCAAGGCAGUGGUGCGCUACAUGUUCCACCAGCCAGAGGACGGCAGGUGGUUCCAGCCUGUGGAGCUCUUUACCAAGUAUGGCCGGAGGGGCCGCAUUCGAGAGCCAGUGGGCACCAAGGGUGCCAUCAAGUGUGUGUUUGACGGGGUGGUGCAGCAGCGCGACGCCGUCUGCAUGGCUCUCUACAAGCGGGUCUACCCCAAGUUUCCCGUGCUGCCAACGUCUUAAGUGGGGUGGCUGAGGCUCCCAGGGGCCUUCCUCCUCACUCAUUGGAGAAGAUGGAAAGAGCAGCAGUGCAGCUCUGUCUGCAUGGCUCUCUACAAGCCAGUCUACCCCAAGCUGUUGUCUCUUUUUCGGCCAGGCCCGACUCUUCUGCUUUCAUUGUGCCAUAUGCUCUUCUGUUCAAGAGCAAUCAAGGGUGUGUUUGAUUGGGUGGAGUGGUGCAAGAGUGCAACGCGAUUUGCAUGGCCCUCUACAAGCGAGUCUACCCCAUGUUCCCAGUGUUGCAGCGUGUAGCGGGCAGGGGUAGGGCCAUGAUAACAGAUGCACAGUUGGCGCAAUCGCUAUCGUAGCUGGGCGAGUUAAUAAUUCUAACUCUUGGCCAACCGCUGAGCAUCCCAACAGGGUCAAUCACUACAGCAUCCCAACAGGGUCAUUCACUACAGCAUCCCAACAGGGUCAAUCACUACAGCAUCCCAACAGGGUCAAUCACUACAGCAUCCCAACAGGGUCAUUCAUCUACCUGGAAAGCGAGAUGAACCAGGAAGGUAGGUAGGCUUGGAUACCAGGUGUUAUCUGUUGUGAUAUAAUUGGUACUUAGCAUUUCUGUAAGUCGAUUAAGUGUAGUUAGUGUCGAAUCUUACUGUAGAACAUAAUGUUAACGUAGAAACGAAUGAUUUACUAGAGGUGGAAACCUAGAACAA
Closterium sp. NIES-67 is the source of this 1318-nucleotide messenger RNA. Lineage: Eukaryota; Viridiplantae; Streptophyta; Zygnematophyceae; Desmidiales; Closteriaceae. The record is from the annotation of a GenBank genome assembly.